AUGUUUUUAAUUUCACAGUACAGCCAAGCUCUGUACACACACAUACAGACAAACUCGAUGGGCAACAAGACUUCCUGCCUGAAGAUCCACGCCGAGGCGUCGCUGGGGGCCGGGGUCCCCAGCGUGGACGCCCUCUCUUUGUCGUGCAGCGCGUCACGCUGCUGGGGGCGGGGGAGGCGCCGCCUUGCGCGGUUCACCUUCCCCCGCCGGGGGUGGGUGUGCACCCAGGGGGUGCAGGUGUGCCGGGGCAGGGAGCUGCAGCACCUGCCCCUGGUCGGGCUCCACCACGAGGACCCCAGCACCGCCAUCAGGGUUAAAUGCUCCCGCCGAGGGGAGGCCGUCUACGCGGCCACCAUGCCCCUCGCCCGCCUGCUGGGAAUGCUGGAGGAGGCCGUGGCCGGAGACGCGGCCCUCCUCCUCUUCAGCCUGGCAGGCGACGAGGACUGCGUUGCCACCCUGUCCUUCACACGGUCCAGGUACGCCAGGCCGUGGGCGUGUAACGGGUGGCUCCACAGCCGCGGCGGCGGUGAAUGGGAGCUUGUGGGCCAGGGGGUCGCUGCGUGCCUCGGCCCCCGCGAGGGUGGCUGCGGCGCGCCGGCCAGCCCUGGGCAGCAGGAGUUUGGCCAGGGCCAGGGAUGGCACGACCCUGUCCCGGCGGAUAAGGCGGACGAGGUCAGUGCCUCGGCCUUUGCGGCGGUGCCUCAGCCAGUCCUGAGGACACCAACAUAUACGGUUCAUGAGUAUACAGUGCCAGCAGUGCACCGCGGCGACCCCUCGGCCAGUGCCCAGGACGUGGCAGUGCCAGAGGCUGACUUGGGGGAUCCAUCGACCCUGGCAGUUUACCGCGCCCUUCACCAGGUUGGGCCAGAGCCGCACCAAGGGGUCCCGUCAGCCACCAGUGCCCAGAACACCAUAGUGCCAGAAGCCUGCUGCGGGGACCCACCACCCAGUGCCGAGGCCAGCGAGGCAGUGCCAGAGGUGGACUUGGGGGAUUCUUCUUCUCAGGCACUGUACAGAGACCUUCAUACGACGGAGCCUCACGUGUGGGUCCCGCAGCCCAGUUCCCAGAUCCUUACAGUGCCAGAGGACCCUUCAGCCAGUGCCCAGGACUCAGCAGUGCCAGAGGCUGACUUGGGGGAGUCAUCGUCCCUGGCACUCUACCACGACCGUCACCAGACUGAGCCUGUCGAAGGGGAGCCACCGGUCAGUGCCCAGGACUCAGCUGUGCCAGAAAUUGACUUGGGGGAGUCAUCGUGCCUGGCACUCUACUACGAUCUUCACCAGCCUGUGCCUGAGCCUGUGUCUGACGAAGGGAACCCGCCAGCCAGUGCCGAGGCUAGCGAGGCGGUGCCCGACGAGGAGUCAUUGGAGCCAAUGCCGAGUGCCCAGGAGGCGAUGCCCCCGAGGUCGGGAAGGCCCUGGUGGCACGCCGUCCUGGAGGGCCUGGAAGUGCUGGACCUCGUCGUGUACUGCCUCCUGAUCCUCGACGCCUAUCUGCGCUAAGAACACACGGCCUUCACUCAUCACCGGGCUGGCUCAAGGGGCUGUUUUUCUUACAUUUAUCUGCUACUCCAUUAUUCCUUCUACUCUCU
Molecule: messenger RNA, 1592 nt
Organism: Eriocheir sinensis (Chinese mitten crab)
Lineage: Eukaryota; Metazoa; Arthropoda; Malacostraca; Decapoda; Varunidae
Exons: 2
Coding region: 1-1503 (500 amino acids)
Source: RefSeq, a predicted model, not a curated record